This is a messenger RNA of Drosophila eugracilis, 691 nucleotides long. RefSeq names its product small ubiquitin-related modifier 3 (gene Sumo). Gene Ontology annotation, biological process: protein sumoylation. Gene Ontology annotation, molecular function: protein tag activity; ubiquitin-like protein ligase binding. The record is from RefSeq and is a predicted model, not a curated record. Gene Ontology annotation, cellular component: nucleus. Bases 200 to 472 code for a protein of 90 amino acids. NCBI's taxonomy places the organism in Eukaryota, Metazoa, Arthropoda, Insecta, Diptera, Drosophilidae. The transcript is spliced from 2 exons.
CAUCGAUAGUAACGAUACGUCGAUUUUUUUGGCGUGUAGCUGUAGCAGAAAGCAAAAGGAAGCCGCUUGUGGAAAAUUUCAACAGCAUCGACGAGCAUCAAACUCGGAAGAAAUUAGCACGCCCGGCAUUCGACGCACUGCAAAAACUUCUUCGUUGACUACUAAGCAGCUCCGACGAGCAACGACGAAAAAAAACAACAUGUCUGACGAAAAGAAAGGCGGCGAAACUGAACACAUUAACUUGAAGGUGCUCGGACAGGAUAACGCAGUGGUCCAGUUUAAAAUCAAGAAGCACACACCCUUGCGGAAGCUGAUGAACGCUUAUUGUGACCGAGCCGGACUUUCCAUGCAGGUGGUGCGCUUCCGCUUUGACGGACAGCCCAUCAACGAGAACGACACUCCAACCUCGCUGGAGAUGGAGGAGGGCGAUACCAUCGAGGUUUACCAGCAACAGACAGGCGGCGCUCUAUAAAUAUACGUAGUUAAGCUAGUUACACCACCCUUUAUAACUAACAAACAACAAAACACAAAAAGAAUCCAAAACAAUAUGAAAAAACCAACACAACAGGCAGAAAACAUAAAUCGAAACAAGAGUGCGUUUAGUACAACUGUAGAUUUUGUCUGUAUGAAAGACCACAACUUACAACUAUUGCAGACAAAACAUGGAAAAUAAAGCAUUUUAUAAACUAUA